Molecule: messenger RNA, 2416 nt
Organism: Heteronotia binoei (common prickly gecko)
Lineage: Eukaryota; Metazoa; Chordata; Lepidosauria; Squamata; Gekkonidae
Gene: EMP3
Product: epithelial membrane protein 3
Exons: 5
Coding region: 107-598 (163 amino acids)
Cellular component (GO): plasma membrane
Source: RefSeq, a predicted model, not a curated record
GAAGUCAGAAGAAGAAACUUUCCCGAUCGUAAAGAGGCAGACCAGCGGAGGGUCAGCCCGCCUGUGCCUCACCUCGGCCUCUCCAUCGGCGCUUCGAGCAGCCAGGAUGAGUUUCCUCCUCUUCGCAGUCACUGCCCUCCACGUCCUCAUUCUCAUCUUACUUUUUGUAGCCACUCUGGACAAGUCUUGGUGGGUUUUGCCUAAUCAGGAUACAGUUAACAUCUGGUAUGACUGCAUAUUGGAUAACAAAACCCAGGUCUGGAGCUGCCAGUCAGUUUCUAAAAGUGAGUGGCUCUACGCAGUACAGGCCUUCAUGGUUUUAAGCCUCCUUUUCUCCAGUGCUGCCUUCAUUAUCUUCAUGUGCCAGCUCUAUACCAUGAAGCGAGGAAGCCUGUUUUAUGCCACCGGAAUCUUCCAGAUCCUUGCAGCUAUCUCAGUGUUCACCGCUGCCAUGAUCUACACAACGCACGUGGACGAAUUCCAAGAAGAUCGAAGGCCAGGCGGCUCAUAUGGCUACUGUUUUGUGCUGGCGUGGCUUUCCUUCCCCUUGGCUCUUAUCAGUGGAUUUGUUUACAUCCACCUUCGGAAAAAGGAGUAGCAGGCAACUAGGAGGUUUCUCUGUCUGUCCAGAAGGGGGCUUGUUCUCCUGGGAAUUUUGCUAUGUAUUAACCCUUUGCUGUUUUCAAAGGCAGUUAUGGUACCAAAACAUACAUGAUGCCUGGCUUGACCCGCGAGGGUUACUGCACUAUCGAUGCAUCACCUCUCAUUUGUGCUUUAUUGUGCAUUUUGCAUGGUACAGCAACACAAAGGUGUGUCAUCUUGCACUAGGCAUCUCCUUGGCCUCUGAGAUACUAUCCUACACUAAGGCUGCAAUCCUGAGUCACUUUCUUCAGAGUAAGCCCCACUGGACAGCAUGAGACUAACUUCUGAGUACUGCUUAGGAUUGCUCCCAAUGCGUGAUUAUUAUUUUUGUUUUUGCUAGCAAAAUGAUGAGUCAUGAUGCUGUGGAAUAUGCUGGUUCACAAGACAUGUCUUAUAUGUUCUUCAUACUUAAGUCCGUUUUAUGUUAGUUUUGUAGUGAAAAGCAGUUGCUUUUAGAAAAUAAUUACCAUUUAAAUUUCAAGCAACUUUUAUAUUUCCAAUAUGAGGAGUUUCCCUCUGCUCCUUCCUUGAUAUGCAGGGUGGUGAACCCCCCCCCCCCAAUACAAAUUGUUCUAUUUUACAAGACCAAAACUGUGUGAGAGAAUAUAGAUUCCAAUCUGAAGUCUUGGAACCUUUUAGAGUUUUAAGAGUGAAACUUGUAGAAAUAAAAAUAUUGUACAUGCAACCCUGACCUGGAGAGCCCAAUCUCUUUAGAACUCAGAAGCUAAGCAGCAUUGGCCCUGACUAGUAUUUGGAUGGGAGAUCUCCAAAGAAAACCAAGGGAUGUGAUAGGGAAGCAGGCAAUAGCUGAUCUCCUCUGAAUGUCUCUUGUCUGGAAAAUCCUGUGGGGUUGUCAUAAGUCAACUGUGACUUGACAUUGCCCUCUACCACAAAUGCAGAGGAAUGUGCAUGUGUUUUUUAAUCCGGAAAACAUUUAACGAACUCUCACUUGUUUCCAAACUUCCACUUAUACAUGCCAAGGAAUGCAGGGAUGUAAAAUCAGAACAGAUGGAUUGUUGUCACUAGUGCCACCCACAACAUUCGACUUUUAUUUCCCCUCCACACACUGGUACUGCAACUCCCACACACAGAGGGGUUUCGUGUGUGUCUUUACAAGCACUUUUAGAACAUUUGAGGCGUCCAUCUGUUUUGAAGUAGCAGCCAUAGAAGAUGCAGAGCCUGAAUGUGAGAAUCGCCCUCUACAGCUCUGUUCAUUGAUUUGCUGCAAUUGGCUGCACCUCCUUGCUUAGUAGACGCUCGGCGGCAAACCUGAUUUUGUGGUAUGUGAACUGAAAUAUAUAUGUUCAAUCGACAAACAUCUGUUUGCUUCUAAAAACUUCUACCGUAAGUACCCUCUUCCCUCCCCACAAGCAGUAACCAUUUAUAAGAACAUAAGAAAAGCAUGUUGGAUCAGGCCAAUGGCCCAUCCAGUAAUAAAGUAAUAGCUUACACACUCACACAUCUUGCUCCAAGGGUGAUGAGUCUGGAGAUUCUGGACUUCUCAAAAGAUGGUAUAAGAUGGGGAAAGAAACUAAAUAUAUCUGUCCCACUUCUAAAACCCAGAAGGUGUUCAAGUGUGUGAAUCCUUCCCAAUAGUUAUUUUGCCCACAAAUAAAAUGUGCCUUGGGGAUAUUAUUUACAAGUUUCAAAAAUAAGUUUCCUUCUUUCCAUGACAUUUCUGCAUCAAUAACAGUAUUAUAUAAUGUUGGCUCCUCCAAAAUCUACUUUUAUAUGCAAUUGAAGAAUUAAAAAUAAUAAAACAUAUUUCAAUAGA